Molecule: messenger RNA, 2037 nt
Organism: Pieris macdunnoughi
Lineage: Eukaryota; Metazoa; Arthropoda; Insecta; Lepidoptera; Pieridae
Source: the annotation of a GenBank genome assembly
AUGGCUCGCCAUCGAAAUAUAAGAAAUAGAAGUUAUUCAGACGAUUAUGAUUACGAAGACGUUUACGGCCACUCGGUUGAAGACGAUGUUUGUUUAUCUCCAAGUGAUGCUGCUCAGUUCAUAUAUGAUCGUUCCAGAAAUCAACAUGCUAUAUCACAAUUUCUGGAGUCGGAUGACAUUCAGGAAGAGCCUGAAGUUGAUGACAAUAACUCUCGGCCGUCCUUCGAGCGUCGCGAAUCCAUGGAUUUACGUGGACUAAAUUUGAGUGAAGAGGACGAAACUAAGCUAAUGUCGUGCUUAGAUGAACUACGAAACGUUUUGGGAGAUACGGUAUUAGAUUCUAUUCUAAUACAAGCAGUAAUUAAACAUAAAUUUGAUUACAAUAAAGCCCUAGAUGAAAUUUUAAAUAAUAAUAAACAGGACAACAUCAAAGUUACGGCAGAAAAGACCAAAAUACUCAUUGAGUCUGCCCCUAUUAUACCAGUUCUUGAUAGAGCACCAAUAGUUUCAACUUCUACAGUGGAUAAAACAAUAUUGAUUGCUUCUAAACCAGAAGAGACUAACACAGCAGUUGUAAAAGGUUUUAAAGUAAAUAAUGAUACCACAUAUAGCAGACCACAGACACCCAGAGAUCAAUCACCAGCUGUGACUUCUAGAGGUGACAAUUUAGAUGAAUCAAAAUCAACUCCAAAAGUAAAGGAGAACAAAAUUGAUCCAACUAUUAAAUACUCCAAUGAACGAGGAUCUGAUAAGGAGCAUUUAUAUAUUGUUGUAAUUGGUCAUGUUGACGCUGGAAAAUCUACCCUAAUGGGGCACUUACUUUGCGAGCUUGGGGUGGUAAGCCAGAGAACCUUGCACAAAUAUGAACAAGAAAGCAAAAAAAUUGGAAAGCAAAGCUUUAUGUAUGCCUGGGUGUUAGACGAGACUGGAGAGGAGAGAGUUAGGGGAAUCACAAUGGAUGUUGGUAAAGCUCAAUUUGAAACGAAAACAAAGAAAGUCAUUAUUUUAGAUGCACCAGGGCAUGCAGAUUUUAUUCCUAAUAUGAUUACUGGGGCCGGACAAGCAGAUGUCGCAUUGUUAGUUGUUGAUGCCACUCGAGGAGAAUUUGAGUCAGGUUUUGAACUCGGAGGACAAACUCGUGAACAUGCAUUGCUUGUUAGAUCAUUAGGAGUAAGCCAAUUAGCUGUGGCUGUAAACAAACUCGAUACUACCAAUUGGUCUCAGGAAAGAUUCAAUGUAAUUGUUAAAAAGUUGAAGUUGUUUUUAAAACAAGCUGGUUUCAAAGACUCGGAUGUGACAUUUGUCCCAUGCUCAGGGCUAACUGGAGACAAUCUGGUGAAGCCUUCAAAUGAAGCAGAGUUGCUUAACUGGUAUACUGGACCUACUUUACUAGAUGUAAUAGACAAGUUUAACGUUCCAGAGAGGCCUGUGUCAAAGCCUAUGCGAAUGUCCAUUAAUGAUGUAUAUAAAGGAACCGGUUCUGGGUUUUGCGUAGCAGGUCGUAUUGAAAAUGGGAUUGUGAAUAAAGGAGAUAAAGUUUUAGUUUGUCCUUCAAAAGAAAUGGCUGAAGUCAGAAAUAUAGCUAUAAAUGAACUAUCAACUAACAUUGCUUUUGCCGGUGACCAAGUUGCAAUAACACUAUCAGGAGUAGAGAUGCAAAAUGUUUCUAUAGGUUACAUACUGAGUGAUUCUGUCAAUCAGGUACCUGUGACUUCACGAUUUGAAGCAAGGCUUGUUGUAUUCAAUGUUAAGGUGCCGAUAACUAAGGGAUAUCCUGUAUUGCUACACCACCAGUCACUAAUAGAAUCGGCACAUAUCAGAAAAUUGAAGGCACUAUUAAAUAAAAGCACAGGAGAAAUGAUAAAGAAAAAGCCUAGAUGUUUAGGAAACAAUUCAGUAGCGGUAGUGGAUAUAGAAGUUUGUCGGCCUAUUUGUAUCGAGAGGUAUAAGGAUGUUAAAGAGUUGGGUCGUGUCAUGUUACGCGUGUCGGGAGUCACUAUAGCAGCAGGACUUGUCACAGAGAUUUAUACUGAUUGA